AUGUCGGCCUUCGCGAAGCUCAAGGCGAUAGAUUUCUACAGGAAGAUCCCUCGGGAUCUCACCGAGGCUUCGUUCUCCGGUGCGAGUCUGUCGAUCGUAGCCGCGACCACCAUGAUCUUCCUCUUCAUCGCGGAACUGAACAGCUUCCUCAAGGUCUCCACUACGACGCAAGUCAUCGUGGAUCAGAGCCAGAACGGCGAGCUGCUUCGGAUAAACUUCAACUUCAGUUUCCCGGCGCUGUCGUGUGAGUUCGCGUCAGUCGACGUCACCGACGUGCUCGGAACUGCGCGGUACAAUCUGAGCAAGACUGUCCGCAAGUAUCCCAUUGACGCGGCGGGCAACUGGGUGGGGCCAGAGCACCACCCCGACCCGCUGCCGGUGCCGGAGAAGCAUGGAGAGGACAGCAACGAGACGACGGAGGAGGUGCACCAGAAGAUGGCGGAGGACGGGCAUGAGUACGUGGGCUCGCUCGUGCUCAACAAAGACAACUUCGACCACUUUGCCCACGAAUACCAGAUUCUUGUGGUCAACUUCUUUGCCCCCUGGUGCCCCUGGUGCCAGAGACUGGAGCCUGCAUGGGAGAAGGCUGCGACGGUCCUCAAUCGCAAGUACCAUCCUGACUACGAUGGUCGCAUCCGCUUUGCCAAAAUCGACUGUACCAUCUACCAGGACGUGUGCCGAGAUAACCACAUUCAGGGCUUCCCAUCCAUCCGCAUCUUCCGCAAGGGCAUGGACCUCCGCAUGCAUGGAGAGCACGGGGAGCAUGACCACGAGUCAUACUAUGGCGAGCGAGACGCCGAGUCACUCGUGGCGUUUGCGGAGUCCCUGGUGCCAUCAGCCACGGUGGGGCGCCCCACAGCAGCGGAGGACAGCCAUCAGCAUGUCAAGCGCCGCGCCCCGAAAUCUGGCGGGUGCAACAUUGAGGGCUUCGUGCUCGUCAAGAAGGUGCCGGGCAAUUUGAUGAUAACAGCGCACUCCACGGCGCACUCGUUUGACGCCGCCACCAUGAACAUGACGCACUCCAUCCACCGCUUCUCCUUCGGCCGCCAGCUCACCCGCCGCAAGCAGGAGCUGGUGGCGCGGCUCCGCCCCUAUGUGCCUGCCCCUGUGGGACGGCUGGAGGGGCACUCGUUCCACUCCAACCACGACAACGUCACUCACGAGCACUUUAUGCAGAUAGUGUUGACGGAGGUGCAUCCCUUGGGAGUAUCCCGCAAGGACAGCUCGCUGCACUCAUACGACUACACUGCCCACAGCCACACGCUGCAGGCACCCACCGUGCCCGUCUCCCGCUUCCACUACGAGCUUUCGCCCAUGCAGGUUCUCAUUGUGGAAACAAGGCGUCCGUUCUUCCACUUCAUCACAAACCUCUGUGCUAUCAUUGGCGGUGUCUUCACGGUUGCCGGGAUAAUCGAUGGGAUGUUCCACAAUGCACUUAGUAUGCUAAAGAAGGUGGAGCUUGGGAAGCAUCGCCACGAUAUGGCCGCAGUAGGGGUGUCAGAUGCCGUCAGGUCGCCUGUCGCGUCGCCUCUCACGUCGCUCCGUUCCGACUCGCGUGCAUCGGCUAGCCGCGUGGGGUUCUCCCAGGGGUCGCUGCUCCAGGGUCAGAGACUUGCGAUUUCGCAACGGAGCUGCGAAGGUCGCGAGCGUGUCGCGAGAGGUGUCGCACGCGCUGCGAUGAGGGACAUUCCGAAGCAGUUUCAGGAGAGGCACUUGAAGGAAGGAUUGAUGGAGAAUUUCCGCAACGUGCCGGCGUCGCUGUACGGGUUGAACUCCACGCAGAUGAGCAUGCUCAUGACAGAGGACAGCCCUGUAUCGCGGAUAUCCCAAUCCGUUACCGAGGCGAGCAUCUCCUCAGCGGCGCACUACCGCAACGGCACGGGCAUGUGGUCGCUGCCGGGCCUGGAGAACUCCGCGGCGCGGCUGAGCAUGAGCGUGAGCAUGUACCGCGGGCUGGGGGGCGCCGGCCGCCCCAAGACCGCGCCGCCCGACCUGCCGUCGCUGCUGCUGGACGCGCGCAUCUGCUACCUGGGCAUGCCCAUCGUCCCAGCUGUCACGGAGCUGAUAGUGGCGGAGCUGCUGUGGCUGGACUACGACAACCCAUCCAAACCCAUCUACUUCUACAUCAACUCCUCUGGCACUCAAAACGACAAGCGCGAGAGCGUGGGGUUUGAGACUGAGGCCUAUGCCAUCGCUGAUACCAUGAACUACGUCAAGUCCAAGGUCUACACGGUGAACUGCGGGCAGGCAUUUGGGCAGGCGGCCAUGCUGCUGGCCAUCGGAGACAAGGGCCACAGGGCCGUGCAACCCCACGCUGUCACCAAGCUCUAUGCACCCAGAGCGAGCCAAUCAAGCGGGGCUGCCAUUGACAUGUGGAUCAAGGCCAAGGAGCUUGACGCCAACACCGACUACUAUAUCGAGCUGCUGGCUCGGGGCACGGGCAAGUCACGGGACGAGCUGUACCGCGAUGUGAUGCGCCCCAAGUACCUGCGCGGGCAGGAGGCCAUUGACUAUGGCGUGUGCGACAAGAUCAUUGAGCCACGCGGCGUUCAGAUGGAGAAGAAGAACUAUGACGAGCUGAUGAUGCAGGCUAAGGCCAUGCGUGCAAGGGGUGGCCGUCCAGGGGCUCCCCAGACUGCUGCUCCUGCUGGUGGUGGGGGCGCUCCUCGCUAG
This is a messenger RNA of Closterium sp. Yama58-4, 2673 nucleotides long. NCBI's taxonomy places the organism in Eukaryota, Viridiplantae, Streptophyta, Zygnematophyceae, Desmidiales, Closteriaceae. The record is from the annotation of a GenBank genome assembly.